GAAAGCUCUCAGGCCGGGAUGGAUGAGGCCCGCAGGCCGGAGAGGGGCCCCAGAGGGGAGGUGGAGAUGGGGGGCCCCAGGGUAUGGCCGGUCUUGUCCGCCGUUAUCGCCCUGUCUACCAUUACCCGAUUCCACCGCCUGGGGGAGCCGCCACACGUCUGCUGGGAUGAGACACAUUUUGGAAAGAUGGGAAGUUAUUACAUCAACAGGACGUUUUUCUUCGAUGUGCACCCCCCUCUGGGGAAGAUGCUAAUUGGAUUGGCUGGACAUUUGACCGGAUACAACGGUUCCUUCUCCUUCCUGAAGCCUGGGCAGAGCUAUGGAGACCACAGCUACCUGGGCAUGAGAGGGUUCUGUGCCUUCCUAGGUUCCUGGCUCCCUCCAUUUGGCUUCUUCGUCAUCCUGCAGCUCUCUGGAUCGUUAUCAGCUGCCCUGCUGGCUGCUCUUCUCAUCCUGCUCGACACUGGCUGCAUCACACUGUCCCAGUACAUCUUACUGGAUCCCAUCCUCAUGUUCUUCAUCAUGGCCGCCGUUCUCAGUAUGGUCAAAUUUAACGCUUGUUCUGGCAGGCCAUUCAGCACCCUCUGGUGGUGGUGGCUGAUACUGACUGGUGUGAGUCUGGCCGGAGCGUUGGGGGUGAAGUUCGUCGGUCUGUUUGUGGUCAUCUUCGUUGGCCUGAACACAGCGAGGGACUUGUGGAGGCUGCUGGGAGAUCUCAGCCUGACGCUGGACGUUUUCCUGCGCCAUUUGGCCGCUCGUGUUGUCUGUCUUAUUGCUCUACCGCUUGCCCUGUACGCUCUCAUCUUUGCUGUGCAUUUCACCGUCCUUAAUAAGAGUGGUCCUGGCGAUGGUUUCUUCAGCUCCGCCUUCCAGUCCCGUCUAGAUGGAAACAAUCUGCACAAUGCCUCUAUGCCGGAGCAUUUGGCAUACGGAUCGGUUAUUACAUUGAAGAACAUGCGUACUGCCACUGGAUAUCUGCACUCACACUGGCAUCUGUACCCAGAAGGGGUGGGAGCUCGGCAGCAGCAGGUCACCACAUACUCACACAAAGACCAGAACAACUUUUGGGUCAUAAAGAAGCGAGACUCUGAUUAUGACCCUACAGGCCCGCUGGAGUUUGUACGUCAUGGCGACAUCAUCCGCUUUGAACACAAAACGACAGGCCGCAACCUGCACAGCCACCAGCGUGAGGCGCCACUGACUAAGAAACACCUGCAGGUUACAGCGUAUGGAACGAACGGGACCGGGGACACUAAUGAUUUCUGGAGAAUUGAGGUCUCUGGAGGGCGGAGCCCCGUGAAGGUUCUUCGCAGUCAGAUCCGAAUUUUGCACCUAUCCACAGGCUGCGUCCUUGGCUCCUCAGGGAAGACCCUUCCCAAGUGGGGAUGGGAGCAGGGGGAGGUCACGUGCAGUCCGUAUUCACGGGAGAGCCUCAGCACCAUGUGGAAUGUGGAGGACCACGAGAACCCGCGAUUGCCAAACAUCAGUGUCUCCAUCUUGAAGCCGUCGUUCCUGGAGAUCCUGUUGGAGUCGCAUGUUGUCAUGGUGCGGGCAAACAGUGGCCUUAAACCCAAAGAGCAUGAGUGACAUCAAAACCGUGGCACUGGCCAAUCAACUUUCAGGGUCUCCGCUUCUCCGGCAUUAAUGCUACAGACACCCGCGUUUAUCUCCUGGGAAAUCCGGUCAUCUGGUGGCUCAAUCUGGCCUGUCUGGGUGUGUACGCACUCCUGGUGGUCUGGGCAGCAGUCUCCCUCCAGCGUGGCCUAUGCCUGUCUGAACCAGUGAAAGAGAGUUACAUCCUACUCCUGGAGAGUGGAGGACCGCUGCUGCUGGGGUGGCUGCUGCAUUAUUGUCCAUUCUACUUCAUGGGUCGAGUGCUGUAUUACCACCAUUACUUCCCGGCCCUGCUCUUCUCCUGCAUGUUGACUGCACUGACACUCUCUGUCCUGUUGAAGUUGUCU
Molecule: messenger RNA, 1961 nt
Organism: Staurois parvus
Lineage: Eukaryota; Metazoa; Chordata; Amphibia; Anura; Ranidae
Source: the annotation of a GenBank genome assembly